Molecule: messenger RNA, 1827 nt
Organism: Cebus imitator (Panamanian white-faced capuchin)
Lineage: Eukaryota; Metazoa; Chordata; Mammalia; Primates; Cebidae
Gene: MROH8
Product: maestro heat like repeat family member 8
Exons: 13
Coding region: 1-1827 (608 amino acids)
Cellular component (GO): cytoplasm
Source: RefSeq, a predicted model, not a curated record
AUGCCCCUGUCCCGCAGAGGAAGAGGAUCCCGCCUGGCCGGCUCCCGAGCAGCGGCCAGUAGCUUCCCGCGGGCGACGGCUCUCUCCCCAAAGAGUGCCGGCCGCUGGGCCCUGUCGACGAGCCACGCGCAACUCCUCACCCGGCAGCGCCAUUCCUCCGUGCAGGUCCCGCCGGAGUCCAAGCCGCAGGCUGACUUCCGCUUGGGAAAGCGGCUCCAAGAAACCGCUGCAGGGGACGGCAGGAACUCGCAGCAGGCUCUGCGGGACAGGAUGAGUUCUAAGCAAGGGACCUGUAGUCAGGAAGUAGUAACAAUCCCUUGUGCUUCUGACAGUGAUUCAGGAAGUGUGGAUUUGCAGCUGAGCAACUUAGAGGCUGUUAAAAAAGCUUCAAGUAGCAUUGAACUUACAGACUCAGACAUCCCUGACAUCCCUGGACUCCAUUGGGAGUCCCUGUCAGAUAGCCCCAGACACCUGACCCACCAGAACCCGCUCAAUGAGGCCAUUGUUGAGAAGUUGAUCCAGUCCAUCCUGGAGGCUUUCAGUGGUGAGCUAAAGGGUGAACUUGAAAAGCUGACAUUCCUAAGAUCUCUGUCUUCUCUCAGCCGAGCUUUACCUUAUAAUGAAACCACAGAAUCAUUCAUUCGCAGCCACAUCACAGAUAUUGUGCAUACCUUACAUGUACUGGUACAAGAGGAGCACCUGUGUUCUCUGUUAAGUCCUGUGCACCCGGAGGUCUUUGUCACCAUAUCUGAUCUCAGUUACCAAGAUGUCCAUUUGCUGUCUGGCUCUGAAGAUCGAGCCGAGUUGUUCAGUCUUAUCACCAGGAGUAUAAUCACUCUGCCCUCUGUAAGGACUCUUACCCAGAUGCGGGAAAUCGUGCCCAAUGGGACCUGCAACACAGAGUGUCUUUACAGGGAGACGUUUCAGGCAUUCUUUGAGAUGCUCCAGAGUUUGGUGGUAAAAGACCCACAUUUGGAAAAUCUUGACACCAUUAUUAAGCACAUGGACCCCUGGUUACAGUCAGUCAAAGACCAUGAGCGGGAACGGGCCACAGCCAGCAUGGCUCAAGUUCUGAAGUGCUUAUCCAGACAUCUCAGCUUGGAGCUUCCACUGCGAUUCCAAAGACUUGGACACCUGGUGGCUCUGAUGGCACUGCUCUGUGGGGACCCACAGGAAAAGGUGGCCAAGGAGGCUGGAGAGGGCAUUCACUACCUGCUGGAUAUCACCCUGCGGCUGAAGUAUACCACUCGUGACAAGAAAAAUCAGCAAAACUUGAAAAGGGCAUUGACAAAAUUUCGAGAAUUCCUGGAGCUCUCUAGCUCUGCUGUUAAAUGCUUCUACAGCUGUCCCUUCAGAAUUGCCCAGAUUUUUGAAGGUUUUCUUGAUUCCAAUGAGCUCUUCCAGUUUGUAACAACUACAUUUGAUACCCUGAGAAACCUGAAACAUCCCUGCACCCAGCGAUCAGCAGGAGAAUUACUGCUAACUUUGGUAAAAAAUGCAGAGUCCCGAUUUGAGAAGGUACCAGAAAUUAUGGGAGUUAUCUGUGCCCAUCUAUCCAUAAUCAGCCAGCCUAGAGUCCGCCAACAAAUCAUAAGUACCGUGAGUUUAUUUAUAUCCAGGCCCAAGUACACAGAUGUAGUGCUCAGCUUCCUUCUGUGUCAUCCAGUGCCAUAUGACAGGCACCUGACUGAGGUGUGGAGAACGCUGGUGGUGGAGCUGCCCAGCACGACCUGGAUUCUGUGGAGGCUCCUGAGGAAGCUGCAGAAAUGCCAUAAUGCGCCCGCACCGGAGAAGAUGGCAUAUGUGGCUGUGGCUGUAAGCCCUUAA